Penicillium lagena is the source of this 1176-nucleotide messenger RNA. RefSeq lists its product as uncharacterized. The transcript has a single exon. The record is from RefSeq and is a predicted model, not a curated record. Gene Ontology annotation, molecular function: protein binding. The coding region runs from base 1 to 1176 and encodes 391 amino acids. Lineage: Eukaryota; Fungi; Ascomycota; Eurotiomycetes; Eurotiales; Aspergillaceae.
AUGCCAUUGCUUGACCUCCCGCCGGAGGUGAUGGACCUCAUCAUUCGCGCUCUCUCGUCAGAAGCAGACAUCAACGCGCUGGCUCAAACAAACCGAGGCUUCCACGCUCUCCUGAACCACUACCUCUACUCUGUCAACAUCCACAACGGCGGCUCUGGACUAGUAUGGGCUACCCGCAAAAGACAAAUACGGGCAAUACAAAAAUUUCGGAGCAGCGGCGAUAUCGACGAGAUACAUACUAGUUACACUUUCGAGGCAUUCCUACUCCUGAUUGAGGACAAUGACUUGGCCACGGUGCAAGUUUUGGUUGACCUUGGUUUCGUCCCAGACAUCCCAGAUCUUCUAAGUUUGGCAGUGACCCUUGGACAUGAGGAUAUGGUGCGGUUGCUAAUCGCCUCGGGUACUAAUCCCACCUGCCCCUACGCUCUCGCCGAGGCUGUUACUUCUGAUAGGGUCUCUAUUGCAACCUUCCUGCUGGAGAGUGGUGCAGAUGGACACCAUCGGCACUAUGACGAUGGCGUCACCCUGCUGCAUGUGGCUGCUCAGGCUGGUUAUGAGACCAUGGUCAGACUUCUACUGGACCACGGUGCCUGCCCAAGGGGCCGCAACCAUCGCCAAGAGACUCCAAUCCAUCUAGCAAUGGCCGAGGGCCACGCCGGUGUUGUGAAAAUUCUUCACGAAGAAGUAAUGACAACCGAACCACGCGACUCAGAUGGCCGCACGUUUCUACAUGUGGCAGCUCUUGCUGGCAGCGUGGAUAUGGUCAAGUAUCUGCUCCAUCACCGCGCCGAUCCAGAAGCGCUCACCAAUCAGCUGGAAACGCCUCUGAUGCUAGCAUCGCAGGGUGGCUGCACAGAGGUCGUCAAGCUUCUCCUUAACAAGGGGGUAUUGACUGAAUUAAGUGAUCACGGUGGCUGGCGCGCAUUGCAUCAUGCGGCGCGUGGCGGACACGAUGAUGUACUGCGGGUUCUGCUGGAGCAUGGAGUGAACAAACAGCCCUUGAGCACAUCGACUCCUCCGGAGACGCCGCUUCAGCAAGCUGCACUGGAGGGACACCUGGGUGUUGUGACGCUUAUGCUUGAAUACGGAGUCGAGGUAGACCCGGAUGCCCUAGAAACUGCUAAUGUAAAAGGCCACCAGGCUGUGGUCGAGGUAUUGGAAAAUUGGGGGAGGUGA